Apus apus (common swift) is the source of this 559-nucleotide messenger RNA. It is a transcript of the gene PLA2G1B, whose product is annotated as phospholipase A2 group IB. Bases 74 to 517 code for a protein of 147 amino acids. The record is from RefSeq and is a predicted model, not a curated record. Gene Ontology annotation, molecular function: phospholipid binding; signaling receptor binding; calcium ion binding. Gene Ontology annotation, biological process: phospholipid metabolic process; arachidonate secretion; positive regulation of fibroblast proliferation. NCBI's taxonomy places the organism in Eukaryota, Metazoa, Chordata, Aves, Apodiformes, Apodidae. The transcript has 4 exons.
CCCAUGUCAAGGUGAGUUUGUUCUAUAAAGAGCUGCAUUUUUGCUAGCAUCAGUCUCUCUCAAAUCCUCAAGAAUGAAGUCCCUGUCCCUGCUUUUCCUGCUGUUGGCAGGUGCAGCCAGUGCUGCUGUCUCACCCCGGGCCGUGUGGGAGCUCCGCAAGAUGAUCAAGUGCACCAUCCCAGGCAGCCAUCCUCUGCUGGACUUUGCUGACUACGGCUGCUACUGUGGUCUGGGAGGCAGUGGGACUCCAGUGGAUGAGCUGGACAGGUGCUGUCAAGUACAUGAUCACUGCUACUCACAGGCAAUGAAAUUAGACUCAUGCAAACACAUCUGGGACAGCCCCUACACAGAGGUGUACAAAUUCAGCUGCUCCAAGGGGGAGAUUACCUGUCACAGCAAAAACGACGAGUGCGAGAUGUUCGUCUGCAACUGCGACCGCGCCGCUGCCAUGUGCUUCGCCAAGGCGCCCUACAAUCCCGAGUACAAGAAGCUGGACACCCAUAAAUACUGCAGAUAGCCCCCCCACGCCUGUCACUAAUAAACGCCUUGUCUCACCGGC